AAUAUCUUUGGAGAAAACACAUCUGAGAUGCAGGACAUUCUUCAGAUUGUUGUUCAGGCCUUCAUGAGGAUGAAGAAGUUCAUACAGAAUUGCAGCUGUAUGUUUGUGCAUCAGAAUGUUUCAGAUGUCACAGCUGGAGAGAAAAUCAAGGAGGGAAGGAGACGACUGCAGGAGAAACUGGAUAAGAUGACAAAACUCAAUGCUGAAGAGGAAGACUGUGAUGCAGAAUGUUUCAGUGAUGUCAUUAAAUUUGAUGUUCAGAAUGAUGUGAAGUAUUUUGCUCAGCUCUGGGAGGGCAGCCCACCCAUGGCACCACCAAACCCAAACUACUGUGAGAAUAUUCAUGAACUAAAGAAAACCAUUAUGUCUCAUGCCUCAAAAUCACAUGGAACAAAGCUGAAAGAUUUAAAAGAUCAUAUUAAAGAUCUCUGGGAAGCUUUACUGAAGGAGCGAUUCGUCUUCAGUUUCAGAAAUUCUCUGGAGAUUUCAGCCUACAAGAAAUUGAAGACUGAAUACAGCAAAUGGUCCUGGAGUCUUCGCAGUACCAUGAUGGAAACUGAGAACAAACUAUACAACAAAAUAGAAAAUGAAGCAAUUCAUGAGAUUGAGGAAACUGAUCUUCAAACAGAACUAAAGAAGAAAAGUGAAGAAGUGGAGAAAUCAAUGUCUGAAUUCUUUGAGAAAGACAAAGAUAAAGAUAUACUGAUUCACUGGAAAACAUCGUUUGAAAUCAAAAUCAAAGAGCUUCAGAAAAACAUUGUGAGAGAAACAAAGAGGAAAUUUUGUGAUAUUAUUAAGCAGCGAGACCUGAAGAAAAACUCUGAUGCUCAGAGAACACAUUAUGAAAACACUCUCUAUGAAAAGAGCAAAGAUCCUACCUUACAACUCAAAGACAAAUCUAAUGAUGAAGAAAUACUUAAGAAAGAUGAUGAUGACUGCAGGAGAGGAAGAGAAGCAGCACAGCAGAUGAUGAGUUUACUGGAGAAGAAAGAUCUGACAGAAAUCAAAGAAUCAGUUCUGCCUCAUCAGGGGAAACUGUGGCAUCAGUGGAGUCAGAAGAACAAAGAACUACAUCGACCUCGAGCAGAUGAGACAGAAAUGGACAUCAGCAGAAAACAAACAGAAAUUAAGGAAAUCCGUCAACAACAGUAUAAUUCUAACAUCAGUGAGUUCAUAAAAUACUUUGUAAAACAAAUGAACUCACAUGCUGAACAGGAGAAGAUGUUUUUUAUUAACUGCCUCAUAAUCCUACUGGAUGAAUAUAUUUCAGCUGACCUUUCCAAUCUACAUAACAAGUAUGAUGAAAAAUGGUCAAAGGUCUUAAAACUCAAAGAGAAACAUGAUAAAUCUGAAACACUCAAAGCUGAACAAACUGAACUUGAGAGAAUAUCUGAGGAACUUCAAGCUUCAGAAUUUGGUCUGCAGCACAUCAUGAGGGAGAUCGGUCAGAUCUAUGAAUCAUGUUCAUCUGUGAAGAAGAACAAGAAAGACCUGCAGUUUCACUUCUCUUCUCUCCCGAGUCUUGCAGCAGAGAUGAUGAUCUCUGGAUUUCCACUGGAGCUGAUGGAUGGAGAUGCUGCUCAUGUUCCUGUGAUCUGGAUCUCUGCUGUUCUAGAUGAACUCAUCCAGAAACUGGGAGACCAGAGAGUCUUUGUGCUUUCAGUUUUAGGGCUUCAGAGCUCUGGGAAAUCCACCAUGCUGAAUGCCAUGUUUGGACUCCAGUUUGCUGUCAGUGCUGGCAGGUGCACCAGAGGAGCUUUUAUGCAGCUGGUCAAAGUGUCAGACGAGAUGAAAACACAGAUGAACUUUGACUAUAUUCUGGUUGUUGAUACUGAGGGUCUUCGUGCUCUAGAACUGGCUAGAAGAUCAACAAAAGUUCAUGACAAUGAAUUGGCCACAUUUGUUUUUGGUCUUGGAAAUCUGACCUUGAUCAACAUCUUUGGAGAAAACCCAUCUGAGAUGCAGGACAUUCUUCAGAUUGUUGUUCAGGCCUUCCUGAGGAUGAAGAAGGUCAGACUGAAUCCCAGCUGUGUGUUUGUGCAUCAGAACGUCUCAGAUGUCACAGCCAGAGAGAAAAACAUGGAGGGAAGGAGACGACUGCUGGAGAAACUGGAUGAGAUGACAAAACUCACUGCUAAAGAGGAAGACUGUGAUGCAGAAUGUUUCAGUGAUGUCACUAGAUUUGAUGUACAGAAUGAUGUGAAGUAUUUUGCUCAGCUCUGGGAGGGAAACCCACCGAUGGCACCACCAAACCCAAACUACUGUGAGAAUAUUCAUGAACUAAAGAAAACCAUUAUGUCUCAUGCCUCAAAAUCACAUGGAACAAAGCUGAAAGAUUUAAAAGAUCAUAUUAAAGAUCUCUGGGAAGCUUUACUGAAGGAGCGAUUCGUCUUCAGUUUCAGAAAUUCUCUGGAGAUUUCAGCCUACAAGAAAUUGAAGACUGAAUACAGCAAAUGGUCCUGGAGUCUUCGCAGUACCAUGAUGGAAACUGAGAACAAACUAUACAACAAAAUAGAAAAUGAAGCAAUUCAUGAGAUUGAGGAAACUGAUCUUCAAACAGAACUAAAGAAGAAAAGUGAAGAAGUGGAGAAAUCAAUGUCUGAAUUCUUUGAGAAAGACAAAGAUAAAGAUAUACUGAUUCACUGGAAAACAUCGUUUGAAAUCAAAAUCAAAGAGCUUCAGAAAAACAUUGUGAGAGAAACAAAGAGGAAAUUUUGUGAUAUUAUUAAGCAGCGAGACCUGAAGAAAAACUCUGAUGCUCAGAGAACACAUUAUGAAAACACUCUCUAUGAAAAGAGCAAAGAUCCUACCUUACAACUCAAAGACAAAUCUAAUGAUGAAGAAAUACUUAAGAAAGAUGAUGAUGACUGCAGGAGAGGAAGAGAAGCAGCACAGCAGAUGAUGAGUUUACUGGAGAAGAAAGAUCUGACAGAAAUCAAAGAAUCAGUUCUGCCUCAUCAGGGGAAACUGUGGCAUCAGUGGAGUCAGAAGAACAAAGAACUACAUCGACCUCGAGCAGAUGAGACAGAAAUGGACAUCAGCAGAAAACAAACAGAAAUUAAGGAAAUCCGUCAACAACAGUAUAAUUCUAACAUCAGUGAGUUCAUAAAAUACUUUGUAAAACAAAUGAACUCACAUGCUGAACAGGAGAAGAUGUUUUUUAUUAACUGCCUCAUAAUCCUACUGGAUGAAUAUAUUUCAGCUGACCUUUCCAAUCUACAUAACAAGUAUGAUGAAAAAUGGUCAAAGGUCUUAAAACUCAAAGAGAAACAUGAUAAAUCUGAAACACUCAAAGCUGAACAAACUGAACUUGAGAGAAUAUCUGAGGAACUUCAAGCUUCAGAAUUUGGUCUGCAGCACAUCAUGAGGGAGAUCGGUCAGAUCUAUGAAUCAUGUUCAUCUGUGAAGAAGAACAAGAAAGACCUGCAGUUUCACUUCUCUUCUCUCCCGAGUCUUGCAGCAGAGAUGAUGAUCUCUGGAUUUCCACUGGAGCUGAUGGAUGGAGAUGCUGCUCAUGUUCCUGUGAUCUGGAUCUCUGCUGUUCUAGAUGAACUCAUCCAGAAACUGGGAGACCAGAGAGUCUUUGUGCUUUCAGUUUUAGGGCUUCAGAGCUCUGGGAAAUCCACCAUGCUGAAUGCCAUGUUUGGACUCCAGUUUGCUGUCAGUGCUGGCAGGUGCACCAGAGGAGCUUUUAUGCAGCUGGUCAAAGUGUCAGACGAGAUGAAAACACAGAUGAACUUUGACUAUAUUCUGGUUGUUGAUACUGAGGGUCUUCGUGCUCUAGAACUGGCUAGAAGAUCAACAAAAGUUCAUGACAAUGAAUUGGCCACAUUUGUUUUUGGUCUUGGAAAUCUGACCUUGAUCAACAUCUUUGGAGAAAACCCAUCUGAGAUGCAGGACAUUCUUCAGAUUGUUGUUCAGGCCUUCCUGAGGAUGAAGAAGGUCAGACUGAAUCCCAGCUGUGUGUUUGUGCAUCAGAACGUCUCAGAUGUCACAGCCAGAGAGAAAAACAUGGAGGGAAGGAGACGACUGCUGGAGAAACUGGAUGAGAUGACAAAACUCACUGCUAAAGAGGAAGACUGUGAUGCAGAAUGUUUCAGUGAUGUCACUAGAUUUGAUGUACAGAAUGAUGUGAAGUAUUUUGCUCAGCUCUGGGAGGGAAACCCACCGAUGGCACCACCAAACCCAAACUACUGUGAGAAUAUUCAAGAACUAAAGAAAACUGUUAUGUCUCAAGCCUCAAAAUCAGGUGGAAUGAUGCUAAUUGAUUUAAAAGAUCAUAUUAAAGAUCUUUGGGAAGCUUUACUGAAUGAGCGAUUCAUCUUCAGCUUCAGAAAUUCUCUGGAGAUUUCAGCCUACAGGAAACUGGAGACAAAAUACAGCAAAUGGUCCUGGAGUCUUCGCAGUACCAUGAUGGAAACUGAGAACAAACUAUACAACAAAAUAGAAAAUGAAGCAAUUCAUGAGAUUGAGGAAACUGAUCUUCAAACAGAUCUGAAGAAGACAAGUGAAGAAGUGGAAAGAUCAAUGUCUGAAUUCUUUGAGAAAGACAAAGAUAAAGAUAUACUGAUUCAGUGGAAAACUUCAUUUGAAAUCAAAAUCAAAGAGCUUCAGGAAAACAUUGUGAGAGAAACAAAGAGGAAAUUAAAUGAGAUUCUUCAGCAGCGAGACAUGAAGAAAAAGAUUGAUGGUCACAGGACACAUCAUGAAAAUGAACAUGCCUUAAAACUCAAAGACAAAACAAAUGAUGCAAGAAUACUUAAUAAAAAGUUUGAUGCUCAGAGGACACAUCAUGAAAACACUCUCUAUGAAAAGAGCAAAGAACUUGCCUUAAAACUCAAAGACAAAACAAAUGAUGAAGAAACACUGAAGAAAGAGUUUGAUUUGAUUUGCGAUUCUAGUGAGGAUAAGAUUAUCUCAGACAUUCCUACGAUUGAAGACAUUGACAUAAUGAGAGAUGUAAGAGAGAUCCUCAGUGAUGCAUAUGAAGGGCAUCUCGAUGCAGACCACAUAAAAGAGGACAUUUUCACUGUGUCAAGUUAUUCUGAAUAUGUUAUUUUCAAAAAGUCCACAAAAAAAGGGUUAAAGUGGGUUGCAAAACGUGCUUGGAGAAAAGUAAAAAAAAAAAAAAAAAAAAAACGAACUCUUUCUCCAGAGAAGGAAGCUGAAAUAAAGUUGUUAGUCACAGAUGUUGUUCAGCAGACAGACAGAAUGAUUCAGUCAUUUAAUAUUUCAAAGAUGGGCUACAACAUCAGCUACAUUCAACAACUCACAGAUUACAUCAAGAGAAGAGUAACAGAACAUGAGGAAAGAGCAGUGAAAUAUAAGUUUAAGAAUGAAUUCAUCAUGGAUUUGGUUUAUUCCAUCUGUAAGAGGGCAAAAAAGAUGAUCACUGACCAACAUAGACUGAAGAGAGAAGAAUACUACAGUAUUUUCCAGAAAUACUGUCAUGGAGCAACAUCAGCUGCCAUUUUUGGAGAGAUCAUCUGUCAGAAACUGAAAGAGCCCAUUGAGCAGAGUGUCUACAAGAAGACUGCCAGAGAUCUGACAGAUGAAAUGAUGACAAACUGUGAAUCACUGAAUGGAAACAGAUCAAAUCUGGAUAAACACAUCCUGAAGACACUGGCAGAAGAGGAGGAUUUUAACAAAUACAUGAAUUACAUUUAUAAUCCCAGAGAUCACUUCAAGAGUUUCAUCAGAGAUGAAGUCAGUCGGUACAUCACUGAUAAGUUCAGUGUCAGUGUUUUACACAAGAUGAAGGAGAACAUUGAACUCCUGCAGCAGAAGAUCAUGAAAGCAGCACAUGAAUCUACUGAACAUGUUCAAGUGAACAGAGGAGAUGUUGGUUUGUGGUUGAAUAGUUUCACACAGCAGCUGUCAGAUGUGCUGAUCUUCUCUGAAAAAGUGAAACAUGAUGAUUUUCAAGAUUUGAACCUCUUAGAAGAUGUGAUAAGACAAGAACUUACUGCUAUAAUGUCUGAUAUGAGCAGUAGAUUCAACACAAAAACAUUUGAUGAAAAUCUAGACCUCAGUUUCAGACCAGGUGAACUUCUGAUUGAUCACUUCUGUCAGUGCUGUUGGGUUCAGUGUCCGUUCUGUGGAGCCACCUGCACCAACACCAUAGAAAACCACCAUGAAGAUCACAGUGUUGUUUUCUACAGAGUGAAUGGAAUUAACAGCACAUAUUGCGGUUUAAACCAGAAUCUCUGUGCUGAUAUUUGUACAAAUUUAGUGCCAAGUGAUCAGUAUUUUUAUACACCAGAUGGAAGAUUCCCUUGGAGACAUUAUAGAACAGCAGGAGGAGUUUAUGCAGAUUGGAGCAUCAUCCCUGACCACUCCGAUCUGCCCUACUGGAAGUGGUUUGUGUGCAGAUUCCAGAAAGAUCUAGAAAUGCACUAUGUUCCAGAUGAAUGGAAAAAAUACAGAAAACAUGAUGCUAUAAAGAGUUUGGAUCAGUAUAUGUAAUGGAGAUGAUUAGAAAAACAAAAUAAUUAAACUCUUACAUCUAUGAUCACAGCAAGUGUUUCUAUUACACACCACAGAGAUUCUGAAAUCAUCAACAUCUCAGCAAAUAUGAGAGGUUGACAAGAUUCAUCACUCGUACAAAUUCUGCAACAUUUAAUAAAAUUACUGACCAAUGUAUUAUAUGGAUUUUUAGAGGCAUAUUACGAUUUGAAGAGGCUCAGCUUUACUUAAUUUGCAUGAUGUUCUGUAUGUUUUCACAUAUAUUUUCACAUAUAUAUAUAUAUAUAUAAUCAGGUGUAUGUUUAUUUAAUUAUUUGUCUGGGGCAGGAAAAGCGUUUACCUGUGUUUUGUGUUUGAGCAGAUUCCUUACAACUGUGGACAAUUAGAGUGUGCUUAAAAGAAGCCAAGUUGCUACACUCUAGUGGCGGAACUUGAGCGGCCAUCCAGACAUGGAGUUGCAUUCUCCAUUGUGUUUACUCUUUAUUUUCCUGUCUAAUUUCUCCCACACUUUGUUUAUAUAUUGUGGUAUUUCAAUAAAUUCCCCUUUUGACCGAG
Ctenopharyngodon idella (grass carp) is the source of this 7020-nucleotide messenger RNA. RefSeq names its product interferon-induced very large GTPase 1-like. Gene Ontology annotation, molecular function: GTP binding. Lineage: Eukaryota; Metazoa; Chordata; Actinopteri; Cypriniformes; Xenocyprididae. The record is from RefSeq and is a predicted model, not a curated record. The transcript has a single exon. The coding region runs from base 28 to 6465 and encodes 2145 amino acids.